UUAGAUUGAUCCAAUCAGUUUGCGUCAUUUUGUUUGCAUCGUAGUGCAGUGAAAAUGAGCGAAAUUGAAGCCGAAUUAACGAGAAUUUUAACAAAAAUAGCUGAGGCAAAAUGUAUCAAACAUUACAAAGCUGUGGCAGAUACUGUCGCUGAUAUAGGCAAUGGAUUCCUCUCCAGUUUUUAUAAAGGAGAAAUACAUAACCAGGAUACGGGUGAGAUAAUCUCUGUUGGGAUUAAAAUGGAACCUCCGUUUGCAGGUAUAAAUUUUGCCAAAUUUUAUAAAAACGAAGAGGUAUUUUAUAAGGAUUUCCUACCUGCUAUAUUAACUUUGCAAGCUAAAACAAAUAUGAAAGAUCCCUUUGAUAAUACUGCUACCUAUUUUAAUUCAGAGACUGGAAAUAUUAAUUUUAUCGCAUUGGAAAAUGUGUCUGAUAAAGGAUAUAAGCUGCAUGAUAAAAUGGCGUACCUUAACAGAGAAUGCUUAGAAAAAAUAUUUAAAAUUUACGGAAAGUUUCAUGCAUUAUCUUUUGUUUUGAGACGGCGCAACUGGGAGUUAUAUGAGAAAAUUCAUAACCAGUAUUCCAGCGAUAUGUUUCAGUACUUUGUAAAACCUGAAAAGAAUGCAAUUAUUUUAAAAAAAUCAAUAACAGCAGCGUAUGAGUCCUUAGAUCAUGACUCAAAAGUAUAUAAUGAAUUAGAAGCCUUAAGUGAGAACUGUGUAAAAUUAUAUAUAAAGGCAUCAGAGUAUAGAGGGAAGUACUGGUGCUCAACACACGGAGAUUGCUGGUCGAAUAAUAUGUUAUUCAAAUAUUCGGACAAUGGCCAAGUUGAAGACAUUAAACUAAUCGACUUUCAAUUAGCAAGAGACGGAUCUCCGAUCCACGAUCUGGCUUACUUUUUCUACUCUGGAGCUGCUAAAGAAGACCUGUAUCGUAUUGAUGAAUAUUUAAAAAUUUAUCACGAAACUUUUUCAAAUAUUCUUAAGGCCUUAGGUGAAGAUCCCGAGGAACUAUUUCCAUUCGAAGCACUCUUAAAUGAAUGGAAAGAAAAUGCGCUUCUGGGUGUUUUUUUGGGAAUUUAUUUGUGGCAAGUAAAACUUUUGCCUAAAGAAAAGUAUCAAAAUAUAUUUAAUAAUCCGGCCGACGAGAAGAAACCUAAUGCGGAAGAAUGGAAUGAGAUAUUUGCGAAACUGUUGCAAAAAACGUUAGAGGGGGAUAAAUUCAGAGAAAGAGCGAAAAAUAUAUUAACACAAGCUUUUGAGUAUGGCAUUAUUUCCAAGGAAAAAAUAGAUGCCCUGUAGGGUAGCUCGAAUAAAAUGCAAUGUAGCUAAAUUUACAAUACUGAUACUAUAAAUAAACUUAAGUAAAAUAUUAUAGAA
Messenger RNA from Anthonomus grandis grandis, 1377 nucleotides. RefSeq lists its product as uncharacterized. The transcript is spliced from 3 exons. The record is from RefSeq and is a predicted model, not a curated record. NCBI's taxonomy places the organism in Eukaryota, Metazoa, Arthropoda, Insecta, Coleoptera, Curculionidae. The coding region runs from base 55 to 1299 and encodes 414 amino acids.